Molecule: messenger RNA, 423 nt
Organism: Rhizophagus irregularis DAOM 181602=DAOM 197198
Lineage: Eukaryota; Fungi; Glomeromycota; Glomeromycetes; Glomerales; Glomeraceae
Source: RefSeq, a predicted model, not a curated record
CUUACCGGUGGUUUAUUUGCUUCUACCCUUACCCACAUUCCUGGGGCAAGUCAAAUAUUGAAAGGUGGCUUGAUAGUCUAUUGUAAUGAAGCCAAGAAGAUAAUAGCAAAAGUUUCUCCAAUAACUCUUGAAAAAUAUGGAGCAGUUAGCGAGCAAUGUGCCCGGGAGAUGGCACAGAAUACUCAGCAAUUGCUAAAAGUAGAUUUAGCAAUUAGUUUUACUGGUAAUGCCGGACCUCAGGCACUAGAAAAUAAGCCGGUGGGUUUGGUUUAUAUUAGUUUGGCUAUUCAGGAAAGAUUAAUCAAUAAAUCUUAUCAGUUUUUUGGUUCACGAGAAGAGAUUAAGGAGCAAACGGUAGAGGCAGGGAUAGAGCUGAUUGAGAAAGUUUUGAAUGAGAAGUAUGAGAAGUUUACCAUCUGGUAA